This is a messenger RNA of Corythoichthys intestinalis (scribbled pipefish), 5278 nucleotides long. RefSeq names its product sphingosine-1-phosphate lyase 1 (gene sgpl1). The record is from RefSeq and is a predicted model, not a curated record. Gene Ontology annotation, biological process: sphingolipid catabolic process; carboxylic acid metabolic process. The coding region runs from base 495 to 2192 and encodes 565 amino acids. Lineage: Eukaryota; Metazoa; Chordata; Actinopteri; Syngnathiformes; Syngnathidae. Gene Ontology annotation, molecular function: pyridoxal phosphate binding; sphinganine-1-phosphate aldolase activity. Gene Ontology annotation, cellular component: endoplasmic reticulum. The transcript has 14 exons.
AAGAACAAUUCUACAACCUUCAAGGGUUUAGUUGUGGAGUGUUUUCUGCUGAGCACGUAGUGAUUAGUUAAGAUGUUAUCUUUUUGAACCUUAAGCUUUCCUCUAUCAGUUAGUAGUUGAGAUGAAUGUAAAGGCACACAUGCUAUCAAACCUAUCGUGUCAUAACAUUCCCACAGAUUUUGACAAAUGACCAGAACUCACUUUCAUUAUUACAAAUUUUUAAUUAGAUUAAACAGAUUAGAUUUACAACUGUAGUAUCUGUUGACUUUUAGGAUGAGUUGAAGUAUUGUGAUUUGGUUGAUUUUCAAACUCUGGGGCACCGGGUGGCUCCAUGUUGAUUGGCAGGGUGGCUUCAGGGAGGAGUCUUUUCUGAUAGAACUAGCUCACUCUUCCAUCCGGAGAAAGAAGGGUACGGCAGAGCGUGAGCCGUUAGCACUCAGCAAACUGCUGACAGUGUUUUUGUGAGGGUAAAACAGAUCCAUCUAGAGCCAACAAUGUCUACCGAUAGUGCCUUGGAGGUAUACAAGGAGAUGGUGCUUCUCUACUUGGAGGAAGCCCGAAGGUUGGUGAACGUACAUUGCAGGGACUUCGAGCCAUGGCAGAUCAUCGGAGUGACACUUUUCAGCACGCUGACAGCAGUCUGGCUUAAAGGAUUCCUCUUCCAGCAAGAAAGUCUCCUUUCAAGAAUGAAGAAGCAAUGCUUUCGACUCAUCAGAAAAAUACCCUUUGUUGGCGGAGCGAUCCAGAGCCAACUGAACAAGGCUUUAGAUGACAUGUCUGCCAGUCUGUGCACUCUGAAGAACGGCAUGAGCUAUACUAAAAAGCUGCCCUCUAAAGGUCUUUCGCAGAAGCAAGUGCUGGAAAAGAUCAGCGAGUACCAAACUCUGAAUGAGGUGAAGUGGCAGAGCGGCUGUGUUUCAGGCGCAGUGUACUGGGGUGAUGAUACACUCACUAAACUACUAGUAAAAGUGUAUGGAGAUUUUGCAUGGAGUAACCCACUUCACCCGGACAUCUUUCCUGGAGUAAGAAAGAUGGAGGCAGAGGUCGUCAGAAUGUCUUGCACACUUUUCAAUGGUGGACCCAGCUCCUGUGGCACAGUAACUUCAGGAGGAACAGAGAGUAUACUGAUGGCCUGCAAGGCUUACCGGGACAUGGCCUAUGAACGUGGUGUCAAAUACCCAGAAAUUCUGGCACCAGUUAGCGUCCAUGCAGCCUUUGACAAAGCGGCACAUUACUUUGGGAUGAAGCUUGUUCACAUUCCCCUUAAUAAGAUAACAAUGCAAGUUGAUGUGAAGGCUAUGAAGAGAGCAAUAAACAAGAACACGGCCAUGCUUGUAUGCUCAGCCCCCCAGUUUCCACAUGGGAUUAUUGACCCCAUUGAAGAAGUCGGCAAGCUGGCUGUUCGCUACAGUCUUCCAUUCCACGUGGAUGCCUGUCUGGGCGGUUUUCUGAUCGUUUUCAUGGCCAAGGCUGGCUACUCUCUCGCACCCUUCGACUUCAGGGUUAAAGGUGUUACCAGCAUCUCUGCAGAUACUCACAAGUACGGUUACGCACCCAAAGGUUCCUCGGUGGUUCUCUACAGUGAUAAAAAGUACCGUCACUACCAGUACUUUGUGGCUCCAGACUGGCAGGGCGGAAUAUACGCCUCGCCUUCAAUAGCGGGCUCCAGGCCUGGAGGAAUUGUUGCUGCCUGCUGGGCGACCAUGAUGCACAUGGGCGAGAAUGGAUAUGUUGACGCUACUCGCAAGAUCAUCAGUGUAGCACGCAAAAUCAAAACUGAGAUCAGAAGGAUGAAAGGCGUGUUUGUGUUUGGGAAUCCAGAAGUUUCCGUGGUGGCGAUUGGCUCGAACGAUUUUGAUAUUUUCCGUCUAUCUAACGCACUGACGUCAAAGGGCUGGAAUCUGAACACACUUCAGUAUCCAUCCAGCAUCCACAUUUGUUGCACAGUCCUGCACACACAGCCAGGUGUGGUGGAACGCUUUAUUAGUGAUGUCAGGGAACAAGUUGCCAUCAUUCUGAAGAACCCAAAAGAAAAAACGACGGGAAUGGGAGCGAUCUACGGCAUGGCUCAGUCCAUACCAGAUAGAUCUAUGGUAACGGAGAUUUCCCGAGGCUUCCUGGAUUGUCUCUACAGCACAGAAGUGCCCAAGUCAAGCACUAACCACAUGAACGGUAACGGUAAAGCCCACUGAGAAAAAGGAUCAGGGUUUUUCUGAGCUCGCUGCAAACGGGAAACUUGCUCAUGCUCUGCCGUGCGCCAAGUUCAUCGCCGAAUGGUUGCCUUAUCCUGGAGAAUGCCUGCACAGGUUUUUAAAGCACAACUUCUAAUCACCCCAGAGGCAAAUCACUCAAAGACUGGCUCGCUUAAAAGACUUUUGGUGCUUAGUUUGAUUUAAAUAAUGUAGUGAAUGUGUUUGCGUCAUUAGAAUCAUUUCAAAAUUAGCCAAUCUGCAUCGGAAAGCCAGAACCUUUAACUUUGCUGCUGCCAUUUUUCUCAACCGAGGAUGACUCGGCAAAAAAAAAAAAACACCACUGAGAGCUUGCCGCUGCUUUGUUUGUGAAACAGGAUCCAACUGCAUGAGAUCGCUUCUGCAAAUCAUGACAACCGUUUGUUUUUAGGUUAAAAGCACUGCAGUGGACUGACAGGAAAUCAGGUUCCUAUUUAAACCUGAUCGUACCACUCUGUCAUCCUGUACACUAAAGUCCUAUCUUGAUAGCACUUCAUGUAAUUCCUUACAAUUGAUUUAUUUGUUGUACUUUUUACUUUGAUUUGUAGACAAGAGGGAGAAUUAUUUCAAAUGUGGAACGUUUUGUAUCACUUUUUAGGCAAAUGCGCUUGAAAUUGAACAGCUAGUGUAACCCAAAGCUUAACACAAGUUAACAGGUAUACUGCUUGUCUUACACAUUUGAUAUCAAACAGCCCUGUGACUACGUGCUAAAUCACAUUUAAAAGGUAAUUAAAGUGAUUGUAGCAGUUUCCUAAAAUUUUGGUCAAAUGCUUGACUUUGUUUGUAAAGUCAUCUAUAUUUUGGUCGUGUCCUAAUUCAAUCUACCUCACUUCUACAUUUUCAGUGCAAACCUAAGGAGCAACCGCUUGCUUUUAUGUUAAACUCUAACACUGUCAGGGUAUUUGAAUUAUCUCGAUAACAAAAAAAGAGAGAGCCACCUUAAUUGAGGCUAUUGAUUCACUACUCAUUUUAACCUCUGCACACAAAGGACCAUGUUUUAUAUUCAUGGCAUUGUUUCCCUUUUUGUGCAAUAACUUUCUUUUAUUAAAUGAUGUAAUAGGGACUAUUCUAUAAUAAUAGUUGACAAAAUGUAAUCGUGUUUCUUGACAGCUUUUCAGGCCAGUGGGUGGUUUUCAUUCUGGCAAAUGUUUAAUAGCUCUCAAAUGAUGGAAAUAUAUGAAUGUUUGUACAUGCCUGAUCUGUACUCCUAUCGGGGUUUUAAUGUUGAUUCAGAUAGUGCCUGGUUCAAAACUGAUGGCGACACUGCCCCCUACCUAUGAAACAAAUCUCAAUGGAUAAAUAUUCACAUUCGAUUCGCAUUUUUUUUCCUUCUCAGUUGGGGAAAUAUAUAGCAGCACUUUUAAGUGACUUACUGUAUGCUGUAGAUUCAGUGGACAUUUUUAGGAUGUAGCAAUAAUGAGUGUUCACCUCUGUGCCUACAGAGGUUUCCGGUCAUACUACUUUAUUUCCUCUUAACAACCUCAGGGAUUCAGUCGUGUAUCAGACGUUGUGAAGGUCCACUGCGCUUACCCAGGGUGACACAAUAGUCAGCCACGCAAAUUCAAGACAUCUCAAUUUGUUAUGUCGAGAGAGAAAUAAGAUUUCAGUCUGGUUGGUUGGCUGAGAAUUCUCCGCACCACAACAAAAUGUGAAAUUAGGCAAUGUAAAGAAUGGGCAGUUUAGUGUUAAGGUUCGUUCACUUGGAAUCUGUAGUGUUCUGUUUUCAAUAAAAUAAAUAUGCUGUGAUUUGUUGAUUAUUUGGGGAGGGGUAAUAAGGGUGUCCUUUUUAUUUAAAACAAGGAAUGAAUGGAAAAAGUUGCAAUCAAAUAUUUUACUACAAAAAAAAAGACACUUUGGUGUAAAUGAAACUAAUAUUGUAAGUAAUACUGUGUGUAGCCAAAUGUGAUUCUUCAAAAAUUUUACUACAAAAAAAGACACUUUGGUGUAAAUAAAACUAUUAUUGUAAGUAAUACUGGUUGUAGCCAAAAUAUGAUGCUAAAUCCGGAUAGUUCCACCACCAAUAUUUACCAAUACCACUAAUUAGAACUGGAAGGAAUCAUCGUUUGGAAAAUUUGUUUUCCUUUAAUAUUUUCCAUUAUCUGCAUUGUCAACUAUUUUGAACUAUAAGUGUGAAAUUCAGACUUCAGUCAGUGUGCCCUAUUGAAUAAACUUAGUUUUUUAAAGGACAAUAAUUCCUGAAACAUUAACAUUUCACAAUGAAAAUUCCUAUCAACUGUUUGCAGAACCUCCAUUUGACAUUUUCAGAGAACACUGCAUUGCCAAACAUUAUUGAGCGGAAUUGGAAUUAGCCAUUUAAGGUACACCGUGUCCUGAUUACCAUAGCUCAGUGGUUCUUAACCUGGUUCGAUCGAACCCGAGUGGUUCGGUGAGUAAGUCAAAAGGGUUCGACUAAGGUAAAGAAACGCAGUCCUAUUUUUGUAUGCUGAUUAAAUCUAGGCAAAGUGGCUUUUUAGACCAUGUUUGGAGUAAUAUGCUCCCAAAUUACAGGCUUAAUUUCUUUUAACUGCUGUUUCUCAGUGGAAGAUUGACUCGCACUUGGUCUGAAGAAAUACAACAGACCAAUGGGCCGCGUGGUCUCAAAUUUUGACCCGUUUAUAAAGAAUGCUGUCAAAAUGAGAACAAUCUUGAAUGGGCAUUUGCUAAAUUAUUAACCAGCUAGCUUAGAUAUAUUGGUUUUGAAUUUGAAAAAAAAAAACUUUAUUAUCUAAUUCAGAAGGGUUCAGUGAAACUUGUGGGGUUCGGUACCUUUAGCAAGGUUAAGAACCACUGCCAUAGAGUAAGCAUUUAUAAAGCUUUUCCAGCUCAUGGUCACAUUAGAGAGGCUUGAUCAAUGAAGGUGGCCAAAGUGAUGUCACGCUGGGAGAGCCCCCCACAGUCAUGCGUGCUUAGGGUGAUCUGCACCUGGAUGGUAACAAUACACACAGGAAAAAGUUAGGACACUCCUGUAUUAAACCAUGUACAUCAUAGUCCCCUCUGGAAUCAGCGGGGAAAGAGCGUAAUGCAAGAGCAAUCCUGAUUCUGUGGCGAGC